UACAACAUUCAAAAAGAAUCUACUAUUCACCUUGUGCUGAGGCUUAGAGGAGGAGGAUAUGGAAGAUUGAGCUAUGCUCCGAGUGCAUUGGCUUUGGCUCAAAAAUACAACCAACACAAGAAGAUUUGCCGCAAGUAUUGCUAUGCUCGCUUGCCUCUGAGGGCUACAAACUGCCGGAAGAAGAAAUGUGGACAUAGCAAUGAGCUAAGGCUUAAGAAGAUCUUUCAGGCUAAGGGUGGUGUGUUUUUUUUUUUUUUUUUAAUAAGGAAAGAAAACUUAAGCAGCCCCUUCAAUCAGGGGCCAACCUAA
This is a messenger RNA of Beta vulgaris subsp. vulgaris (sugar beet), 309 nucleotides long. RefSeq lists its product as uncharacterized. The annotation marks the transcript as partial. Lineage: Eukaryota; Viridiplantae; Streptophyta; Magnoliopsida; Caryophyllales; Amaranthaceae. The record is from RefSeq and is a predicted model, not a curated record. Gene Ontology annotation, cellular component: ribosome. Gene Ontology annotation, molecular function: structural constituent of ribosome. The transcript is spliced from 4 exons. Gene Ontology annotation, biological process: translation.